Messenger RNA from Mycena citricolor, 2460 nucleotides. NCBI's taxonomy places the organism in Eukaryota, Fungi, Basidiomycota, Agaricomycetes, Agaricales, Mycenaceae. The record is from the annotation of a GenBank genome assembly.
CCGGGAAGGAGCCAACUUCAACUCUCAACUUACGUUUCCCUCACUCUCAUAACUCCUCUCAAAUCACCCUCUUAAGCCUCAAGGCAUUGAAAUAUAUAUGCUGACACCCAACCCCACUCUUCUCUGGAGACUAGGGAGCUGCUACGCAGCGGUCGGCAUCAUGGCCGGUGCCUUUGGAGCUCAUGGGCUCAAGGCUCGCCCCGGAAUCUCGGCGGAUAGUAUCGCUUCGUUUCAAACGGCGUCCCAUUACACUGUGUUCAACGGCCUGGCCCUGCUCCUUUUGUCGCUUCAUCCGCGGUUCUCAGUGCACCGCUUUGCGGCUCCGGCGAUUGCAACGGGAACUCUCAUGUUCUCCGGAAGCAUCUUCGCAUUGGUUCUCAAUAGGGAGCGCUUCAGAUCCCUUGGGCCAGUCACGCCCAUGGGAGGAAUGGUGAUGAUCGCUGGGUACAUCUCAAUGGCCUUGUAACUAACACAGUGAAAUGUAUACGUUCGUUCAAGUUUUUGACGGAAACAUUUUGUCAUCUGCACGCAUGACCGGAAAAAUCGGGCCGUUCCAUGUGCUUUGACGUAAUGAUCAAACACGUGGUGACGUGACCGUGAAUGUGGGAUCAAUGUAUGGUAAUGUUUGCCCUGUUUACCCGUCUUUUCGCGCUACCAUCAUCCCCGCCUUAGCUCUUCGCUCUACUUGACCAUCAUCUUGGAUAUGACAAUGGAGGGGGGUCCAGCGCUCGCGUCGCCAACUCCUUCUCCCCCUUCUGAAUCCUCACUGCCGUCAUCCACCUCCACAGCUCAAACGCUGACUCAUUUCUCUUCUAUCGCCCUGUCAUCGAGCACGUCGAGUGUCAGCUCCUCCACGUCGACUUCGUCCGUAUCCAGCGCCCGUGUUCCACCGGCCUCCUCUCCGUCGACUUCCCCCAGCAUAUCUCCCUCACGCCCUCUCAAACGUCGAUUGCUUUCAGCCUCCGACCUCAACUUUUUUGUCCCCGCUGCAGACUCUUUUAAGCCACUUCCCUACACCCCACACCAUUCGGCCAUAAACGCUCGCGACGCGCGACCAGAACGCGUGCAAGCGCGUCCUGUCACUGCGCAUAACCUGACCACUGUCGGGUUAGAUCCACUCCCAACCGACCCGGACGCGACCUUUCUUCGCUGGCCUUUUUCCUCAUUCCCCAACAAGGAUCGCUACCCGGAAAUUAACUAUAACGUACUCGCCGACAACCCCAAUUGGUUCUUGCAUCCCGACGAUUAUAUUCCGGAGAAGUCCAAAGGAACUCCUACUACUACGAAUCCGAAUGCAGUACAUUAUCCAGCUGUGCUCGAGCCUCCUCGCGGAUGGUGUCCGACGAAGAAGAAGGAUUUGAAAGAAAAUGGGGAUGUUUGGCCUGACGGGGAAACACCUCGACUUCGCUGCACGUUCUGUCGUAGGACCUACGCUGGUGUAAAUGCCAAGAGUAUGUGGCGACGGCAUGUGUACGAGAAACACAAGAUCGCCAUGGCGAGUAGGCGCAAUGACGCCGAGCGUCCUCGGGGCAGAACCAUAAACAAAGAACCGAAGCGCAACGGCAAAGCUCCAAGGCACGACACUAUCGUUGAUCUCGAUGUCGACACCAACCCCGUGGAGACAGUGGUCCCUCCUACAGAGAACGUACCCAUUCCACCGGAGCCGUCUUGCUCCUCCCCCGCACCUGGUCGAACAGUUCCACCUGCCUCGCCUUAUGAUCCUCUCCUCACUCCUGCUUUUCGACACUCCCCGCCACGGCUUCCGUCGGACCAGCCAUGGCGGUUCACGAGCCCGAGCCAUCCGCUGCACAGUUCGCGACAUUAUUCGUUGACGAUGCUACGCGAAGAAAGCCCUGCUCCCUCCCCUCUCAUCAAGCGAGUGGCUAUAACCGCAAACGCAUCAUCCCCGUUUUCUAGCCCUUGUUCUUCCAAACUUUUCGGGACGCCGGAUAGUCCGAGCAGAGGGCGUGCGUUCCUUCGUGGAAUCCUCGGUCGCAGCAUCACUGCCCCCAUGCUCAACACUCCCAUGUCCGUUGUACAGAGACGGCUGCGAGCGCCUGUCAGUCUUCUCGGAGAUUCGAAUCUUCUGGAAGGGGAGCAGAACCCCUUCGUGGCAUGGGGCAACAGCGAAAACCAUCCUCCCUCCUCGAGUCCUGAGGGUGAGAGUCCAGUUGUGAGAAGCAAACGGUCUGCGGGCACAGGUCUUGGAAUCGGACUGUUGGAGCCUUUCAUCCUUCCUGCCUUAACCGACAGCUGUCAGGAUCUUGACUUUGAUGAACUGAUGCAACUGGAUGAAGAGACGCAGGUCGUUGACUCGCUGAAACACACCAAUGCCGAAGUUCCCCCACUCAAGAAACGGCGCACCACUUCUUGACGAUCUAUCUCUAUUCUGUCGCGCUAUCUAGGACCAGAUAUGUUUUUGCUUGCUGUCCUCCUAUUUUAUAUGUGUAUGAUACUCUG